AUGGAGAGAAUGACAGACGUGCUCUCCAAUGCAAACGGGAGCGACCACCGAAAGAGGAGCAUCCUUCAGAGCACAGACAAGGGAAGAUGUCUGGGAAACACGGGCGGGGAGAGCCCUGCGAGCGGCGGUCGGGAUGCAGGCUGCGGACACGGCGCCGUAGCUCCGCUCUGCCCGCCCGGCAGGAAGCGCAGCUCCGGUCCCGCCGCCGCCGCCGCCGCGCACCUCGGGCACGGCCCCUCCCGCCCGGAGCCGCGGGGCCGCAGCGGGGGCAGCGCCGAGGCUCGGCCCCCACCCGCCCCACCCCGCACCGCCCCGCCGUUGGGGGGGGUCCGCCCGGGCACCCCUCGGCGCAGGCCCCGCCGCCGCUCAACAGUUGUUCCCCGAGGCCGCUCCCCGGGGCAGGGGCAGCCCCGGACGUGGGGCGCCGUCCCCGAGGAGGGCCCUUCCGCCACCGAGCGGGGCCGCGCCGCCACCGGGACUUUCCUCCGCGGCCACGCCGCCAAACUCCGCGCGGAGCGACCGCCGUCCCACCGCCACCGCCGCACCGCACCGCACCGCGAGAGCCGCGCCCCGCCCCGUUUGGCCCCGGGACCCCCCGGCAGCGGCAGGUGCCGCCGGUGUUCGGUGUGUCGGCGCCGGAUCCUCCGCGCGGGGUCGGGCAGCGGCACGCGGCGCCGUCGCGGGGCACACGGAGCGGAGCGGCACCGCCGCUGUCACCGCGCGCCGCCCCCGCCCGCCGCCGUCCCGCAGCGGGACGCUGCCAACCGCCCCCCCCCCCCCCCCAACACCCCCUCGGCACCCCCCCUCGCCCGCCGUCCCGGGACCGGUUUCCAUGGAGACCCCCGUCCGAGGGCCGCGCGGGGCCGUCCGCUCGCCGCCGUCCGCCCGCCCCCGGCGGUGGGUGCGGGGCGAACGGGCCCGGGGUUACCCGUGUGA
Messenger RNA from Tympanuchus pallidicinctus (lesser prairie-chicken), 936 nucleotides. RefSeq names its product basic salivary proline-rich protein 2-like. The transcript has 2 exons. Lineage: Eukaryota; Metazoa; Chordata; Aves; Galliformes; Phasianidae. Bases 1 to 936 code for a protein of 311 amino acids. The record is from RefSeq and is a predicted model, not a curated record.